Messenger RNA from Meriones unguiculatus (Mongolian gerbil), 2084 nucleotides. It is a transcript of the gene Ccna2, whose product is annotated as cyclin A2. Gene Ontology annotation, molecular function: cyclin-dependent protein serine/threonine kinase regulator activity. NCBI's taxonomy places the organism in Eukaryota, Metazoa, Chordata, Mammalia, Rodentia, Muridae. The transcript has 8 exons. The record is from RefSeq and is a predicted model, not a curated record. The coding region runs from base 131 to 1453 and encodes 440 amino acids. Gene Ontology annotation, cellular component: nucleus; cytoplasm; cyclin A2-CDK2 complex. Gene Ontology annotation, biological process: mitotic cell cycle phase transition; regulation of cyclin-dependent protein serine/threonine kinase activity.
GGCACCUGGGCUCGGCGCUCCUCCCGCCCGCAGCGCCUGCUUCGCGCGUCGGCCGCUACGGUCCCGCGCAGCCCGGGAGCUGCGGGCGCAGUGCAAGCUCGGCCGCCGCCGGAUCCGGACCGCACCCGCGAUGCCGGGCAGCUUGAGACAGCCGGGUCGCGAGGCGGGCUCGGCCCUGCUCUCGCUGCCGCAGGAAGACCAGGAGAAUGUCAAGCCCGACAAGGUGGCGCCAGCCCAGCAGCCGCGGGCGCAGGCAGCGCUCAAGGCCGGGAACGCGCGGGGCCCCGCGCCGCAGCAGAGACUCAAGACUCGGCGGGUUGCGCCUCUUAAGGACCUUCCUAUAAACGAUGAGCAUGUCACUGCUGCUUCUUCCUGGAAAGCAAACAGUAAACAGCCUGCCUUCACCAUUCAUGUGGAUGAAGCAGAAGAGACUGAGAAGCCGCCAGCUGAGCAUAAAGGAACACAGUGUGAAGAUGUCCUGGCUUUUAAUGCAGCUGUCUCUUUACCUGGAGCAAGAAAACCACUGGUACCUCUCGAUUAUCCAAUGGAUGGUAGUUUUGGAUCUUUUGAGUUGGAAGAGAUAAAUACUUUGGCUUUAAUAUCAUACACAGAAUCACCACAUGCUAUGGAUAUGUCUAUUGUCAUAGAAGACGAAAAGCCAGUGAGUGUUAAUGAAGUACCUGACUAUCAUGAAGAUAUUCACACGUACCUUAGGGAAAUGGAGGUUAAAUGUAAACCUAAAGUGGGUUAUAUGAAGAAACAGCCCGACAUCACUAACAGUAUGCGGGCCAUCCUCGUGGACUGGCUAGUUGAAGUGGGAGAAGAAUAUAAACUACAGAAUGAGACCUUGCAUUUGGCUGUGAACUACAUUGAUCGGUUCCUCUCCUCCAUGUCUGUGUUAAGAGGAAAGCUUCAGCUUGUGGGCACUGCUGCUAUGCUGCUAGCUUCAAAGUUUGAAGAAAUAUACCCCCCAGAAGUAGCAGAGUUUGUGUAUAUUACAGACGAUACCUAUUCCAAGAAGCAGGUUCUGAGAAUGGAGCACCUAGUAUUGAAAGUCCUUGCUUUUGACUUAGCUGCGCCAACAGUAAAUCAGUUUCUUACACAAUACUUUCUGCACCAGCAGCCUGCAAACUGCAAAGUUGAAAGCUUAGCAAUGUUUUUGGGAGAAUUGAGUUUGAUAGAUGCUGACCCAUACCUCAAGUAUUUGCCAUCACUUAUUGCUGGCGCUGCCUUUCAUUUAGCGCUCUAUACAGUCACAGGACAAAGCUGGCCGGAGUCAUUGGUACAAAAGACUGGAUAUACCCUGGAAAGUCUUAAGCCUUGUCUCAUGGACCUUCACCAGACCUACCUCAAAGCACCACAGCAUGCCCAACAAUCAAUAAGGGAAAAGUACAAACAUUCAAAAUAUCAUGGUGUUUCUCUUCUCAACCCGCCAGAGACACUAAAUGUGUAAGAGUGAAAAGACUGCCUUUGUUUAAAAUGGGAGUCCUCACAGUUCACGCUGUACAGUUUUUAUUUUGGAUUUUAAUUUCACAAUCAUUUCUCAAUGUAGAUGGUAUAGCCACAACAAAUUAUGGUAUCCAUUGCUUUUUAAAUGGUUUUAAUUUGUAUAUUUUUUUGUACAUGUAUCUAUCUUAGAUAUUUGGCUAAUUUUAAUUGGUUUGUUAACAUUGGUGCUGUCAGGAUAAUAAGAAUAAAUUGAUUUGGAAAUCUUUGCAAGUCAAAGUUAAUUUGAGAUAAAAGUAAGAAUGAUAAUGUCACUUAAAAAGUUAACUUGGUGGGGUAGUGAAGGCUUUCUAAUAUUUUAAGCAACUGACCCAAACUGCUGACUUGGUCCUAAAAUAAUAAAACUAGACCAAAUCUAUUUACAGUAUAGCAGAGAUCCCCUUGCUCAUUAAGCAUAUGUUGCAGUAGUUUAUGGAAGUAUUUUAUUUAUCAACUCUUACAAAUGGGCUGGGACGCUUUUGUGUAACAGAAAAGCUGCCCAGAAAAUUUAUUCAAAGCAUAAUGUUAAAGACAGAACAAUUUAUCAAAAAGUUCGGCUUUUAUAAUGGAUUUUCAAAUAAAAUAGCAUUGAAUAAAUA